Messenger RNA from Homarus americanus (American lobster), 965 nucleotides. RefSeq names its product translation initiation factor IF-2-like. The record is from RefSeq and is a predicted model, not a curated record. The transcript has a single exon. The annotation marks the transcript as partial. Lineage: Eukaryota; Metazoa; Arthropoda; Malacostraca; Decapoda; Nephropidae.
GCCGCGCAGGCCGCACAUGCGCACCAGGCCCACCGCACCAGGCCGCAGGCCCGCACGACCCCCCGCGCUGGUUGCGCACGCAUAGACCCCCACGCACCAGGUCCGCCGCACGCCGUUGCCAGGUUGCACCGGGUACACGCACCAGUUGCGCAGGCCUGUUGCGACCCCCACCAGGCCGCCCCACACGCACCAGGCCCCUGCCCACCUUGCCGGGCCUCCGCGCGCUCCCGCACUGGGCCUCUGGUGUGCCGCGCGUCGGUUCACAUCUGGCCGCCUGGUACACGCCAGGCAUCACGCCAGCGGCCCGCAUCGGGCCCCACGCAGGCCCACGCGGCAGGCCACGCAGGCCCCCACGCAGGAAACCACGCACGCACCUCGACCGCGCCGACCACACACACCAGGCCGCAGGCCACGCAGGCCGCACGCAGGCCCGCAGGCCACACGCAGGCCCCACGCAGGCCCCGUGCUGCAGGCCCCCCACGCACGCACGCGUCAGGCGCUCGCUGCUCUUGAUCUUCGCGCCGCCGCCUAAGACCACCGCCGCGCAUCAGACCCACCGUCGCCCGCGUCAGGCCCCCGCACCAGGCCCUCACCGACCACGCGCCGCGCCAGGCCUCUUUGGUCCCGUUGCUGCCUCACGCCGGUCUGCCAGGCCGCGCAGUCCUCACGCACCAGCCGCAGGGCGCUCCCCAGCCACGCCGGGCCGCACGCGCCGACCGCGCGCCGCCGCGCCGCGCCAGAUCUUUUCCGCGCACCGGGUUAUCGCCGCGCGCCAGUCCCGCCUUUGCGCAGGCCCAGGCCCUCUGCCGCGCCGCACCGGUUUACCGACCCUUGCCGGGCCACGCACGCAGGCCCCAGGCCCCUGCACCAGGCCAUGCCAGGCCACACGCAGGCCGCACGCAGGCCCACCAGGCCGCACCGAGCCCGCUCACCAGGCCGCACGCACGUCAGAUAUUGCCCACUGA